Lactuca virosa is the source of this 472-nucleotide messenger RNA. Lineage: Eukaryota; Viridiplantae; Streptophyta; Magnoliopsida; Asterales; Asteraceae. The record is from the annotation of a GenBank genome assembly.
AUGCAGGUGAAAUGCUGGCAAAUUCGGAGGCAAACAAAGGCACCUCAAGCUGCAGGAGCAAUUCAUACUAAUUUUGAAAGAGGGUUUAUCUGUGCAGAGGUAAUGAAGUUUGAGGAUCUUAAAGAGUUGGGAAGCGAGUCUGCUGUUAAGGCUGCUGGGAAGUACAAGCAAGAGGGAAAGACUUAUGUGGUUCAGGAUGGUGAUAUUAUAUUUUUCAAAUUUAAUGUCUCUGGUGGUGGGAGGAAGUAAGGUAUUAUUAUGCUCUGCAUGUUUCUCUGGUUUAAACAACCAAACAAACAAACUCUGUAUCUGAGAGAGUCUUUAGGAAAGAGGUUUUUUUUGGUGCUACUGUGUUUGUUCCUUGGACAUAAGUUGUAAUCCUUUGUUUUGAAGAUGACUGAAUGAAUAUUUGUAUGAAAUAGAGAAAUGAGAGAUGCAUGUCAUGCCAUCAUUCAUCAAUGAGUUUUUUUUU